Cheilinus undulatus (humphead wrasse) is the source of this 2996-nucleotide messenger RNA. RefSeq names its product class I histocompatibility antigen, F10 alpha chain-like. Gene Ontology annotation, cellular component: external side of plasma membrane. The transcript is spliced from 8 exons. Gene Ontology annotation, biological process: immune response. The coding region runs from base 85 to 1149 and encodes 354 amino acids. The record is from RefSeq and is a predicted model, not a curated record. Lineage: Eukaryota; Metazoa; Chordata; Actinopteri; Labriformes; Labridae.
GAGGAUGCACACAAAGUGUGACUGAGUUUAGAAACAAACAUAAAGAUUGUAAAUUAGUCAAAGCUGAAGAAUCCACGGGUCACAAUGAAGACUGUGAUGUUUCUGACUCUCCUGGGAUUAUUCCUACAUGACACGACGGCAGUGACUCACUCUCUGCAGUAUUUCUACACGGCAUCGUCUGGAGUCCCAAACUUCCCAGAGUUUGUGGCUGUUGGGAUGGUGGAUGAUUUUCAGAUAGAUUACUAUGACAGUAACAUCAAGAAGGAUGUACCCAAACAGGACUGGAUGAACAAAGUCACAGAAAGAAAAGCAGACUACUGGGAGGGGGAGACUGUAAAGUGUCAGGGUACCCAGCAGGCCUUCAAAGCCAACAUUGACACUGCAAAGCAGCGCUUCAACCAAACUGGAGGUAUCCACAUUUUCCAGAACAUGUACGGCUGUGAGUGGGACGAUGAGACUGAAGACAUCAAUGGUUUUGAUCAGUUUGGUUAUGAUGGAGAAGACUUUGUCUCGCUGGACUUUAAGACAAUGACCUAUGUAGCUCCUACACCUCGGGCUGUCUUCACCAAACACAAGUGGAAUAAUGACAAGGCUUGGUUAGAGAAUAAUAGGAAUUACCUCACCCAGAUUUGCGUUGACUGGCUGAAGAAGUAUGUGGACUAUGGAACGAGCUCUCUGAUGAGAACAGACCUCCCCACAGUGUCUCUCCUCCAGAAGUCUCCCUCCUCUCGGAUCACCUGCCACGCUACAGGUUUCUACCCCAACAGAGCCGUGAUGUUCUGGAGGAAAGAUGGAGAGGAGCUUCAGGAGGACGUGGACGUUGGGGAGAUCCUCCCCAACCCCGACGGAUCCUUCCAGAUGAGUGCUGACCUGGAACUUCCCUCUGGAGACUGGGAGAAGUACGAUUGUGUGUUUCAGCUGUCUGGUGUGAAGGAGGACAUCGUCACCAGACUGGAGAAAAGAGAGAUCAAAACCAACCACGUGGAUAACACGAUCAUCGGCAUUGGCAUCGCUGUGGGUGUUCUUCUCGCUGUCAUCAUCGCUGGCAUUGGAUUCCUGAUUUACAAGAAGAGAGCACCCAAACGCCCUCCAUCUCCCGCCAGCGACUCUGGUGUGGAACAAAGCAUGCUUCCCAAUCCAUCAUCCUAAAAGACAAAGACACCAGCCUGAACUCAGUUUAUGGAGACAUUUUGCACUGAAGCAAUGAGCAGAUGUAGAAAUUUCUCUGGUGCUUCAUUUGCUCUUCAUCAUUGAAGACAUAAACUGAUCAGUGAAGAAUUUGAUUUUUGAUUUUUGAUUUGAUUCUUAUUGAUUGAAAAAACAAAGAAAACAAGUUUGAAAAUGUGUUGACAAAUUCAUUAGAAAUCAUCUCAAACAUGAAGGUUGACAUUUGAUAGUUUUGGAUUAAAAAUAGGUUUCUCAUGUGACAAAAAGAGUGAAAAAAUACUAAAAUAUAGUUUAGUGCUGAUUUUUGUUGUCACCUAAAGAGAAGUGAAACUAGAUGAAUUUGUGAUCACAUCACAGCGCUCUUUAAACAUUCAUAACAGAAACGUGUGAGUUGAUUUAAACAAAUCCAUCAUAGUGUGUGUUAAAUCCGUCUGGUGUUGGGAGCUUUGUGCUAAAAUAAAUGUUUGUAAUAAAGAUGUUAAUAUUCAUACAUAACCACACAGCACAGACAUGCCUUCACAUUUUCUCAUCUCUCCUCAUACCAUCCUGUUUUAUUCUAAUAUGAACGACAAGAGUCCAGAUUGUUGUCCAGCAGCAUAUUUGAGCUUUUUGAUGUGGAGAAAGCCGUUCUUUGGUUCUCUGCUUGUUUGACCAAAUGGAGCAACACAACAGAUCAACAUCACAAACAUGAAUUGUGAAUUUAGCUCCCUAAAUUGUGUGUUUGGAGCCCCAAAGCGUGCCAAGUGUGAGUGAAGAUGGUGGUCUUCUCCACUGAUAAACUGUCCUCCAUUGAUCCUCUGAUGUGAAAUCAGUUUGACUCCAGGUUCCUGUGAGUUUUGGAAGGACUUCUUCAAUAGUUUCUAAUUCAUUGGACAGAGGUUUGAGCCUGAUUACUACUCCAUUUAUAAAUGAAGGCUAAAAGAAACUUCCAGAAAAUGUCUGAUUCAAUCAAACAUAACAGCAACAUGAGCAAUGAGAGCGUCAGUCUUCAAAUAAAAGCCCAUCAGAGUUGAAGGCUCAGUCUCUUACUAGCCUGGUGUUAGUGGACAUUUGAAAUGCAAAGGCAGGCCUCAGUUAGAGAGCCCUUUGGGUUUAGUGUUUAAAUAGCAGGCAGAUGAAAAUCAAGAGACUUUUGUUCACAGGUAAAUCUUCUUUCUGCUGUCAGUUCAACAGUUGAUAGUCUUUGGCGUCUUUCUAGUGUCUGAGUUGAGUUUGAAAACAGUUGAAUGUUGGUCUAAUGUUGAUGACUUUCCCAUAUAAAGGCAGAGUCAUUUCAUAGAUGGAGCUUAAUAAAAGCCCGGGCUGUUGAUUGAAGUUUUGCCUCUGUUGUAUCUCUGGACUCACACUCACACAAUACACACCUUACACACAUUUGUUUUCCAGUUCAAGUUGUAAAUAUUUCUGCUUAUUUCUGUCACAUUCAUGAAAUGUAUUGUUUGAAAGCAGGAUCAAGUGAACUGUAAUAAGUUUGUUUUUUCAUGAUGAAUUGUGACUCCUUUGUCUUUCCUUCAUUAAUAUCUCUGUUUUCCUUCAGUUUAAAGGCUUCAGAGGGAUGAAUUGAACUGAUGUGUUGAUGCAUUUUUAUUUGCACUGAGACUUUAAAGGGCUGUGGGAUGUGAAAUUUUCUAUCAGAGCUUGCUGCAGGUAUUUGUCUUUUUCUGUUUAGGAAGAUUUUGUGUUUUAUUUUUAGCUGUAAACUAAUCAAGUGUGACAUCUUUGCUGAAAAUCAUUGAUUGUGUUUGGAAAUGUUUAAAUUCUCGAUAAAGUGGCCUUGAUUUGGUUUAUUUUUGUAUUUGAAUUUUGUGUUGAUUAAAGCCCCUAAAAAUCUU